UCAGCAUAUAAAAGGUGAUUGUAAACCGUUGGACUACUUCAUAGUUUCAACGGCUUGAGAGUUGACCAUUCCAUUUUCAAACAGUUUACCAAAGUUUAGUCUUUCUACAAUCCAAAAAGAUGGCUUGUGAAGAAGUAGUCCAGUUUCCUGAGGAUUUUAAGCUUGGAUGCGGAUCUGGUGCGUAUCAAAUUGAAGGUGCAUGGGAUCAAGAUAACAAGAGUUGUAGUAUCUGGGACCAUUAUUUCCACACUAAAAAAAUCAUGGUUCACAAUCCAGAAGUUAUUCACUUGACUUUCGAGAAGAAACAUACUAGUUUUCACAGAGGUACAGAUAUUCAUGAUAAAGAUCCGACUCGUGGUUUCUCACUUGUCAAUGGAGAUGUUGCAUGUGAUUCGUAUAAUAAACUCGACGAAGAUAUUAAAAACUUGAUUGAACUUGGAGUUAAUACCUACCGGUUUUCCAUGAGUUGGCCAAGAGUUUUGCCGAAUGGCGAUGACCGAUUCGUAAAUGAAGCUGGAGUUAAUUAUUACAAAUCGUUAAUUCAAAAACUGUUGGAUAACAAUAUUACACCAGUGGUAACAAUGUACCACUGGGAUCUACCGAACAUUCUCCAGGACCUUGGUGGAUGGUCGAACCCAAACAUUGUUGGGUAUUUCGAAAAUUACGCAAAUUUUCUUUUCAAAACAUUUGGCUCACAAGUCAAACUGUGGACUACAAUCAAUGAACCCAGAUUCGUAGCUCUUGCUUAUGGUAAUGAGAACAUUGCACCUAGUGUCGGUGAAGUAUUCAACGGUAUCGCCGACUACAUGGCAAUUCGUAAUGUGUUGCUUUCCCACGCAGCAGUUUACAAGUUGUACAAGAAUAAGUACUUUGAAGAACAGCAGGGUGAGAUCAGUUUGUGCUUAGACACAGCGGCGUAUUUUCCACUAAAUCCGGAUUCAGCGGAGGACCAGGAAUGUGUUUCAAAAUCAUUUGAAUUUUCGCUUGGAGUAUUCAUUCAACCAUUGAAAAACGGCACAUUUCCACAAUCGUUGUUAGAUGAGGUCGCUAGAACAGACAAAUACGAAAACAUAUCUUUAAAGCGUAUCGUUGAAUUUACCGAGAGCGAAAAGCAAGAUCUCAUAGGAGCAUAUGAUUUCAUUGCUUUCAAUUAUUAUGAUUCAUACAAGGUAAGACCAAUGACCGAAGCUGAAUUCAAGGCUGAGAAAUAUUUACUAAAUAAAGAUUUGGGAGUACAAAUGUCCUCGAAUGCAGACAACAUGGAUGAUACCUUCAAAGGAUUUACUCAAGUGGUUGAUUGGUUAGUAGAAAACUUAGAUAAUCCGAAACUGUUUAUUACUGAAAAUGGCAUUUCUGAGAAACCAAAUGAAGAUGAAAGUGAAAAAAAAAUCAAAUACCAUCGUGGUAUUUUGACGGAAAUUCAUAAAGCCUUAAAGAAAGGUGUUGAUAUUAAAGGGUAUUGUGUCUGGUCGUUUAUGGAUUCGUUGGAAUGGACAAGUGGAUAUUUUAAUAAAUUAUUUGGUAUAUAUAGCGUGAACUUCAACGACCCAGAAAGACCCCGUACCAAAAAGCCAUCCUUUGAGUUCUUUCGAACAGUUUUCACAACGAGAGCCUUACCACCUGUCGAAUGCGAAUAACAUGAUUGUGGAGAAACGGUCUAUUUUAAAGGGGUUAAAUAAUUUUCAAAACUUAAAAAUGUUUAAAUUUAGAUAUAUUUGAAUUAGAAUUAUUUCUGUAGUCAGACGUAUAAUGUUAUAGUAAUAUAUAGAUGAGAAAUAUAUAAGUUUAAUUUAUGAUUAA
This is a messenger RNA of Metopolophium dirhodum (rose-grain aphid), 1800 nucleotides long. Its product is annotated as lactase/phlorizin hydrolase-like. The coding region runs from base 120 to 1637 and encodes 505 amino acids. The transcript has 13 exons. Gene Ontology annotation, biological process: carbohydrate metabolic process. The record is from RefSeq and is a predicted model, not a curated record. Lineage: Eukaryota; Metazoa; Arthropoda; Insecta; Hemiptera; Aphididae. Gene Ontology annotation, molecular function: beta-glucosidase activity.